UUUCAGUAUGACUUACAAAACAUUAUUUAUAUUAUUAAUAUACGCAAGUGUAUUCGUGGCUCAUCGAGUCCUAGUUUUCUUCCCGUUGCCUUCAAAAAGUCACAGUCUGCUUGGAUAUGCAAUUGUUGAUAAUCUUCUGGCUGCUGGGCACGAAGUUGUUCAUAUAACGUCUUUUCCAAGAAAUCAAGUUCGUAGUGAAAACUUUAUCUUGGACAUCGAUGUUUCGGAAAUUGGUAUACGGCUGAAGUCUGCUGUACUAAAUGAUGAGGAUGGCUUUACCAUCAAGGACCUUGUCGGAAAAAAAAUUGAUCUUGUUUACGUCAUGUCCUUUGUGUUUGAAGUCCAUAAACAAGUUCUUCAUAAUUCAAAUGUUAAAGCGCUAUUUAGUGAUCCGAAGCGAAAGUUUGACGCUGUAAUAGUUGAAUGGGGUUACUCUAACUUUGUAGCUGGUAUUGCAUCCAUAUUUGAGAGUCCACUAAUUUGGUGUUCAACAACUGAAGCAUACUGGCAAUCACUGGAACUAAUCGACGAAGUACCUUGCCCAGCGUACCACGUCGAUUUGUUCUCCCACAAUCAUACACCUUUUACCUUCUGGCAGAGGCUUGAAGAGCUCGCUGUUAUUAUUCAACGAAAGAUAUUGGCUAGCAUUUACGUGACACCAAAUGAAAAGAUUGCUUAUUACUCAAUUUUCUCGGCGUAUGCUGAAAAACGGGGAGUGACCCUGCCGUCAUAUGUAGACGCCAUUUAUAAUGGUUCCUUUAUGCUAAUAAAUUCACACCCAACAGUUGGGACCGCAUUUAGAUUGCCACAAAACGCCAAAUAUGUUGCCGGAUUUCACAUUAAACCUGAAGUUCAACCUUUACCCAAGGAUAUUCAAAAAAUAAUGGAUGAAUCUAGAAAUGGUGUGAUAUACUUUAGCAUGGGCUCAAGUCUUAAAAGUAUUGGCAUGAGUAACAAUAUGCAGAGUGUCCUUACAGAAAUGUUGGCGAAAUUAAAUGAAACGGUCAUUUGGAAAUUCGAAAAUGAUUUGAAUUAUAUUCCGGAAAAUGUACAUUUUGUGAAAUGGGCCCCACAACAUAGCAUUUUAGCUCACCCAAAUUUGAAAUUCUUCAUUACUCAUGGAGGACAGCUAUCAACAAUAGAAGCGCUACAUUUUGGAGUACCAGUAAUUGGUAUUCCUGUUAUGGCAGACCAGGUACAAAACAUGCACUCUAUCAGAGGAAAAGGGUUUGGCAUUACUGUGGAUUUGACGGAAGAUAAUUUAGCCUCAGACUUGCUUUCAGCUAUUAAGGAGAUGAAAGCAAACUCAACAUACACAAGAAGAGCUAAAGAGUUAUCAGCAAUUUAUCACAAUCGACAACAGUCUCCUGCGCAGGAGCUGGUGUACUGGAUAGAGUAUGUGAUUGCCACGAGAGGUGCUCCUCAUUUAAGAUCACCAGCAUUAUUCGUACCAUUCUAUAAAAAACUUUAUCUAGACCUCAUUGCUAUUAUCAUAGUGCUGCAAUUAAUUUUUGUAUUAGCUAUUAAACGAUUGAUCUCGGUAGCCAAGGAAAGAAAGAAAGAGAAGAUGACGUAAGUUAUGAUAAUAGGGAUAGUACUGAAAUAAUGUAGUUACAGUCAAAACCGUUUACGACGACGUCGUUUAGAAUAACAUUCCGGUUAUAUUGACCAAAAUCAAAGGUAAAAUCCUGCGCGUAAAAUUAUGAAUAAUUAGGUACUUAAUAACAACAUCAUCGGCUGUUACUACUAUCGGUUUUUCCGACCAAAUAUAAGUAGGCCCUUCGAUGUCGUCAUAACUGAUUUAGACUGUAAUAAAAUUUUCUGGGAUUUCGCUGUUCUCUAUGCUAUUUUAAGAAAGUGCACUUGCAUGCAUGCACUUUUAAUAUUUUUUAAUUUAAUACAUAAUUUUUAUUAGUUUUAGAUUAAAUAAAAUCUAAAAUGUAUUAAUGCUA
Messenger RNA from Pieris brassicae (large cabbage white), 1952 nucleotides. Its product is annotated as UDP-glucosyltransferase 2-like. The transcript is spliced from 8 exons. The record is from RefSeq and is a predicted model, not a curated record. Bases 8 to 1576 code for a protein of 522 amino acids. Gene Ontology annotation, molecular function: UDP-glycosyltransferase activity. NCBI's taxonomy places the organism in Eukaryota, Metazoa, Arthropoda, Insecta, Lepidoptera, Pieridae.